GAUGCAAGGAAGAGAAGACGAGGGUGAGGUGAGGUGAGGCUGGCAGCAGGAGUGGAAAUAUUGGGUUGAAUCUCCAGCCAUGGUUCUCUUGGAUGCCUUGUCCUACUCAGCACCAGCUCUGGGACUGCAGCCAAGGUGGUGAGUCUUGUCUACCCCGAGCAUCUGCUGCGUGGCAGGAGGGAGCACCAAGUCCUGGCUGCCUUGCUCUGCCAGGGCUGUGAGCAGCACUGAGGCCAGCAGGGACUGUCUUUGGGGUGGCACAGAGCAGCUGUGCUGCCCAGCCUGGGCACUGUGGAUUGGCAGCACUGACAGCAGGCACUGCCAGGUGUGGGUUCAGGGUCCUUCUCUCCUUGAGGGAACCUCUUGGAAACUGCACCUCGGUUUAUCUGUGAAUUGGAGGCAGAGACAAAGGCUGGAUGAUCCUGUGGCAGUGCAGUGUUGGGGAUAAAUUGGCUCAGAGCUGGUCUGAGGUGCAAACUAAGAGCUGCUUGUUCACAGCACGUUGGGGCCUGAUUCUCAUCCUGAACUACAUCUCCAUGCCUGCCAAAGUUUUUCUGCUGCUACAUAGAAGGAUGUGUUUUCAGCAAAGGCUUCCAUGUGGAGACUGAAAAAAAUUAAAUAAAAAGUAACUCCAAGCUUGGAAUGGUGUUGCCAGGGAGAAUGUUUACAAGGAAGCAGCCUGAUAAACAAGGAAAAGCGGCAGCCUCAGGAAAGCAGGCUGGACUGAAAAAGUAACGGAAUUAUGUGGAACUUGUCUGAGUCACUGACCCUACAUCUCCACAAGUUCUUUCAGGGCACUGCUGUGAAGGAGGACCAAAGAGGCUGCAGCUGAGAGGAGAUCUGCCCUUUCUGGUCACCAAUGGUUUCAGAUCUCCUCCCCUAGCCUCUCCCAGUCUUUUGUACUUUCUGUGUUAAUCCAUCCAGUGCAGCAUACACUGACAGAGGCAGGAGCUGGAAAGCCUGCUCUGAAAGUGUCUGAUUGCUGCUGGACCAGCUGCAGGCAUGAACCUGAAAACCGUGCUCAUCCUCCUCGGUCUGGCAUUAGCCACGAUCUUCGCUCUGGUCUGCGUGCUGCUGACCAGAGAAAGGACCCCCAGAAGCUGCCAGCACCUGCCCCCGGAGCAGGAGGACACGGAGGAUGGGCAGAGCCUGGUGUUUGCCGACCUGACAGCUGAGGAGAUGUCCCAGGUGGUGCUGUACCUGCGGGGCCACCUCGGGGUGCCGCUGGUGGACGCGUCCCGUGCCAAACCCUCGGAGAACUGCAUCGCCUGGCUGGAUCUGCAGGUGCCCGCCAAGGCAGAGGUGCUGCGGUUCCUGGACGGCGGCGGGGCUCGUCCCCCCCGGGAGGCUCUGGCCGUGCUGUACUUUGGGCAGCAGCCAGAGCCCAACAUCACCGAGUACGUGGUGGGGCCGCUGCCCGGGCCGGCGUACCACCGGGACGUGACGGUGCAGAAGUACGGGGGGAAGGUGCCCUACCACCGCAGGCCCACGCUGGCUGUGGAAUACAAGCAGAUCGGAGCGUUUCUGAAGAGCCAAGUGUUCCCCUCGGCUCCAGCUUUCAUGCAACAAGUAAUGGAGUACGACGGAGCCAAUCUUGCCGCGGUGACGGCUGCUCCCCGCGGAUUCCAGUCUGGGGAUCGGGUCACCUGGUUUGUCCUGUUUCAGAACGUGAGUGGAUUCUUUGUGCACCCGGUGGGGCUGGAGGUGCUGGUGGACCACAGCAGCCUGGACGUGUCGCAGUGGGCGGUGAGCAGGGUGUUCUACAACGGGCAGUACUACAGGGACAUGGUGCAGCUGGAGAGUGCCUACGUGCAGGGUCGGCUCAGCGUGGAGAAGGUGAGGAGAGCACCGUGGGACGGGGACUUCUCGUCCAUGAAGCCCCGAGCGCCUGCGGCCGCGCUGUUCCCGCUGCAGUUUGAGCCGCAGGGUCCCCGCUACAGCGUCAGGAACAACCGGGUGCUCUUCCAGGGCUGGAGCUUUGCCUUCGGGAUGAGCGUGAGCACGGGCCUGCGGCUGUUUGACAUCCGACACAAGGGGGAGAGGGUUGCCUAUGAGAUCAGCGUGCAGGAGGCGCUGUCCGUGUACGGCUCCAACUGCCCGGCCGGGAUGUCCACCCGCUACAUGGACGGCAGCUUUGGCCUGGGCCGCUACACCUCGCCCCUGGUGCCAGGGGUGGACUGCCCCUACCUGGCCACCUACGUGGACACGCACUCUCUGUCUGACAGCCUGAGGCCCAAGAAGAGGAAGGCUUCGCUCUGCGUCUUUGAGCACAACCUGGGCUCCCCUCUGAGGCGCCACUACUCCAACUUGCAGUCGCUCUACUACGGGGGGCUGGUCAACUCCGCUCUGGUCCUUCGCUCCAUCACCACCGUGGGCAACUACGACUACGUGUGGGACUUCAUCUUCUACCAGAACGGGGCCCUUGAGGGCAAGGUGCAGGCCACGGGGUACCCAAGCUCGUCCUUUCUCCAUGGGGAUGGCCUGAGAUACGGCAAUAGGCUUUGGGAGCACACCCUGGGUACGAUACACACCCAUUUUGUCAACUACAAGGUGGACUUGGAUGUGGGAGGGGUGAAAAACUCCCUCGUGGCCCAUGACAUGGCAUUUGAGAUGGCACAGGCUCCCUGGAGCCCAGAGCAGCAGAUAGAGCGGCCACGACUCACCAGGAAAGUCCUGGACACAGAAGACCAGGCUGCCUUCCGACUCCAGUCCAAGAUGCCCAGAUACAUCUACUUUGCAGCCAACAGCAAAAACAAGUGGGGCCACCAGCGUGGCUACAGGAUCCAGAUCACCAGUUCUGCAGGGGACCACAUCCCCGAGGCCAGUUCCAUGGAGAGGGCCAUCAGCUGGGCAAGGUACCAGCUGGCUGUCACCCGGAGGAAGGAGGAGGAGCCCACCAGCACCAGCAUCUACAACCAGAACGACCCCUGGACACCCACUGUGGCCUUUGCUGACUUCAUCAACAACGAGACCAUCACCAACGAGGACCUGGUUGCCUGGAUAACUGCUGGCUUCCUCCACAUUCCGCACUCUGAGGAUAUUCCCAACACUGUGACCGUGGGAAACUCGGUUGGUUUUCUCCUGAGGCCCUACAACUACUAUGACCUGGACCCCUCUAUAUACUCCCAGGAUGGUGUGUUCUUCACCAGCGAGCAGGACUUUACAGCAUGUGAAAUCAACCCUCUUGCCUGCUUGCCCAAAACUGCCUCCUGUUUGCCAAAUUUCCCCCCAUUCACCUAUGAUGGUUUUCGAAAUAUGACCAGGGUUUAAUGCUGCAGGAUGGUGAGGAGAUGUGGUCAGAGACACCAGGCUGACCGUUCUGUCUCCGAUUUUCAGCUUUUUAGUGAAGUUGUCUCAAUUUUCAGUUGUCCAGUGACUUCACAUUUUGUCAUUGCUUUUGAAAUAGUGCUCUUGAAGAGGGAAACAUGAUUUUGCUAACAUGAUGUGAGAUGGAAGUCUACAUUAUCUGUUAGUUCCUGAAUUUGAGUCUAUCGCCAGAGGAAAGUGAGGAGAGAAUCCUGUUCCUCUGCUGUAGAAGCAAGUGCUGUGUAGUGCAUAUCUCAGGUUAAAAUAAUGAAAAUGGUGCUGGUCCAAUGCUCUAAAGUGUCUCUUUCUUACAACUUACAGCAGCGUCUCCUGGGGAUAGUGCUGGACUCUGCCAUGUUUCCUGUGCCCACAAACACCCAGCGUGGCUCUGGGUGUUGUCAGGGCACGGGGAUGUCCAGCUGGAGGGCAGGAGGGACAAGCUGUGGUGGAGGUGGGCACUGGCACCAAGCUCUGUGGCUGUUGGGCUGUUGGGUCGUGGCCAGGACUGUGUGGGUUGUGGCUGUCAGGCCCUCAGUGCUGGGCACAAGGCAGGGAUCUGGACAGGACCUUGCAGGAAGUGGUUUAAUGGCUUUAAUGGUUUCAUCUUUCCUGGCUGUUGGUGAUGCAGGAUGGCCAGUGCCAUUGCCUGUUUGGCUGGACCCUGUUCCCCUCCUCCAGCCCCAUCUGCGCUAGGCUGUAACUCAGGAUCGGUGGGCACCUUUGGAAGGUGACAAACAGCUGUCCCCUGCCCCCUGGCUGCAGGACCAUGGGGAUGCUGGCAGCAGCAGUGAUGGCAGGGCUGUGUCAGGAUGGGGCAGUGGUGCUGUGUUUAGCACUGCUCUGCACUGGGAAGGAUUGUCUCUCCAGCCACUGCUUCCUGCCCAGCAUCUGUGGGGUUAAGAGAAAGAGAAGUGAGAAUGUGCUUAUUCCCCCUAA
Onychostruthus taczanowskii (white-rumped snowfinch) is the source of this 4242-nucleotide messenger RNA. Its product is annotated as membrane primary amine oxidase-like. Gene Ontology annotation, biological process: amine metabolic process. Gene Ontology annotation, cellular component: plasma membrane. The record is from RefSeq and is a predicted model, not a curated record. The coding region runs from base 1003 to 3270 and encodes 755 amino acids. Gene Ontology annotation, molecular function: quinone binding; primary methylamine oxidase activity; copper ion binding. The transcript has 5 exons. Lineage: Eukaryota; Metazoa; Chordata; Aves; Passeriformes; Passeridae.